AUGGUUUCUGCAAGCGACGUCACCUUCUUCCAAGACAAUGGCUAUCUCAUUGUCCGCGAUUUCCUCUCUCCGAAAGAUAUCAUGAAUCUGAAGUCAUGGGCUCAAGAGGUCCACGACUACGAUGCCACCGAGACCUCUGAGUUUAUGCCCUACGAGGAGGUGAACUCCAAGGGCGAGCGCGUGCUCUGCCGAACUGAGAACUUUGCGGAUGGCCACGCGGGCUUCAACAGCCUCCUCCGCGGCGAGAAGCUACUCGGUCUUUUGCAGGCGCUCUCCGGCGAGCCCAUGCACCUGUUCAAGGAGAAGAUCAACUACAAGCUCGCCGGCAGCGGUGGCUUCGCGCCGCACAUUGACGCCGUCGCAUACAAGCACGUCAAGGACGUCAAGCACCUGACCAUUCUGCUGAGCGUCGACCCGUCGAACAUGACCAACGGCGGCUUGGAAGUUGUGGACGCCAGCCACCAGAUGGACGUGCCCAUCAACCCCAAGACCAACUGCAUUGAGGACGACUGGGUUGCCUCGCACAAGUGGACGCCUGUUGAAUUGGAAGCUGGCCAGCUUCUCAUCUUCACCUCGUACCUUGCUCAUCGCAGCGAGGCCAACCACAGCAGCUCGGACCGCAAGGCCGUGUAUGCCACUUACAACAUGGCCUCGGAGGGUGACAACCACAAGAGCUACUACGAGCAUCGCAAGGUUGCGUGGCCCGCUACGCACAUGCGCAAGAAGGGUGAGAGCUACGAGCAAGGGUCUUCCACUUACGGCUUUGGCUCGCCCAUGCUGAGCGUGGAGACUGGAAAGCAGUUGAUUUUCAGCUAG
Messenger RNA from Akanthomyces muscarius, 816 nucleotides. RefSeq lists its product as uncharacterized. The coding region runs from base 1 to 816 and encodes 271 amino acids. The record is from RefSeq and is a predicted model, not a curated record. NCBI's taxonomy places the organism in Eukaryota, Fungi, Ascomycota, Sordariomycetes, Hypocreales, Cordycipitaceae. The transcript has 3 exons.